Messenger RNA from Torulaspora globosa, 936 nucleotides. RefSeq names its product trans-2-enoyl-CoA reductase (NADPH) TSC13 (gene TSC13). Lineage: Eukaryota; Fungi; Ascomycota; Saccharomycetes; Saccharomycetales; Saccharomycetaceae. Gene Ontology annotation, biological process: very long-chain fatty acid biosynthetic process. The coding region runs from base 1 to 936 and encodes 311 amino acids. Gene Ontology annotation, molecular function: oxidoreductase activity, acting on the CH-CH group of donors. The record is from RefSeq and is a predicted model, not a curated record. The transcript has a single exon.
AUGCCAAUUGUUAUAAAGUCCCGUUCGAAGUCAUUGAAGGAUACUCGCUUGGAGAACGUUGACGGAUUAGCUUUACAACCGGUUUUGAAUGAUAUAUCGAAGAACAACAGGUCAUUGAAUACAAAUAGGUUACGGUUGACUUAUGUCAAGGAGGGAAAACAGGUUCCGAUUACUUCCGAUGCAUUUUUUAAAGAAGGAACAAAUCUGGAGGACACUGAAUUAUACGUGAAGGAUCUGGGGCCGCAAGUGUCUUGGAGACUCGUGUUUGUCGUUGAGUAUCUCGGCCCGAUCUUGGUCCAUUCUCUGGUAUACCUGUUGUCUAAGAACCCAACUUUGGUUGAGAAAUAUCAUAGUCGCUCGAAACCGUACAAUCCUUUCAUGAACAAACUGGCGUACAGUUUGAUUAUGGCGCAUUACCUUAAGAGGGAGUUCGAAACGCUGUUUGUUCAUCAGUUCUCGCAAAGCACUAUGCCGUUGUUCAACAUUUUCAAGAACUCGUUCCACUACUGGGUUUUGAACGGAGCCAUCGCGUUUGGAUAUUUCGGAUAUGGGUUCAUUUUUGAUGAUUCGAAACUUUUCCAGGCUUAUAGUGCCCUCAGACUGAACAAUUUGGGCUCCUUGGUGGCUUUGUUCACACUGGCGGAAUCAUGGGUCUUCUAUGUGCACAUAAAACUACGCCUAUGGGGUGAAGCGCAAAAGAAGAAAGGAAACACUACAAAACGUGUGCCAAUAAACAGCGGGAUGUUUUCCCUACUGGUGGCUCCGAACUACACGUUCGAGUCGUGGGCCUGGAUUUUCUUCUCGCUGAUUUUUAAACUCAACUUGUUCUCGCUAAUCUUUACUGCCGUCUCAAUGACACAAAUGUACCUAUGGGCUCAGAAGAAAAACAAGAAGUAUGGAACCAAGAGGGCUUUCCUAAUUCCUUACGUUUUUUAG